Molecule: messenger RNA, 1958 nt
Organism: Cercocebus atys (sooty mangabey)
Lineage: Eukaryota; Metazoa; Chordata; Mammalia; Primates; Cercopithecidae
Exons: 2
Coding region: 19-693 (224 amino acids)
Source: RefSeq, a predicted model, not a curated record
UGUACUGACUAAUUGAAGAUGCUGCGGCGCGCGUGGGUCGCUCAGAGCAAGGGCCUCUUCGAAAACCCGACUCGUCGCAACUCAGCGUUCGCAGGGCCGGGCGUGCCAGGUCGCCCCCGGGACCCUGGCCCCAUGACUCCUGCCCCAAAGCCCACUCCACCCGAUCUCCCUUUCCUGAGGCUGUUUCUGGUUGCCGCUUUGGUCGCUCUGGAGCUCAAGGGCUCGGGUUGCCUGCCGCCCCACUCUCCACGCAAAAACUUGGUUUUCUUCUUAGGGGCACUUGCAGGUAGACUUGGAGGAAGAAGAGUAAAGGAUCGAGCAGCUCAGCCCUCCCUCCCGACGGUGGAUGCCCGGCGUCGACCGACACCUCAGGUCCGGGUGCGGAGGCCGUGGGCGCCCCUGCGCGACCGUCCGUGCCCAGCAAAAGCCGCGCGGCUUUCGCCUUUGCUGGUCCCGCGCCACCGCUGGGGCGGACUGCGAAAGGGUUGGGAAGAGCAAAGGGUUUUUUUGUUUUGUUUGAGACGCAGAAGCCCUUUAAAAAGCCCGGCGAGGACAGAUCCAGAAGUAGAGAAAGGAGACGGAGGCAAGCUGGUGCCCGCGAGGCAGAGGGACAGUGGAAGGGGCGGGCACCCGGGAUCCCCGGAAAACCCUCGGCCCCAAGGAAUCUCCUGGGGCGGGAGCACGCGGUUCUAAAACCGAGAGGAUAGGGAGGGGAAGGGGGAGUUGCCUUUCAAUUUCGGACUCACCAGGAUUCAUUUCUCAUCACAUUUUUCUUCUCAAAUUUUUAAAUCGAAAAGAUAAAAGCCAAAAGAACUUUCAUCCCCAGAACUUUUUCUUGGGGGAAAGGAAUGCAACUCGGGGUGGUUGUCCUUCACUUCCCUACCCGAAUCUUCUCCUAAUGCCGAAAUGUGUUUACAGGUAGCCUCAGUUUACCAACUAUGUAUCUUUUGGGGUGUUUACGUCUCACAAAGCCUUCAACUCAUAAACCGCGAUCCUUGAAAACCAUCCUCCAAAGAAGUGCUUAGGAGGCGUCUGAGGCCCCCGGACCAACUCCCGCUGGAAAAAGCCUGCAGGGACCCGGGAAUCACGGGAUCCUUUCCCGUCGGUUCCCGGCCGGGAGGGCCAGGAAGAGCCGCGCGUCCGCCUUUCGUCCCGCCAGGAACUCCCCAUAGGACACGACACCGCAGGAACGCGCGUCCUGGGAGCCCCUGGGAUCCUGGCGGUCGUCUCCACGGACCCUACACCAUGAAAUGAUAGAGGGGAGGCUCCUUCGGUUCCGCAAGUCGACGAAAAUAGCUCAUGGAGAAGGCGCCUCCUGCAACUGCAGUUCGCAAGCUCUCGGGGCGCCCCGCCAGCUGGGGGCCAGAUUGGGUGACACUCCCCUCGACGCAGCCUCCGGAGCGGCGCGCACUCUCCAGAGGCCAGCAAGACUGCGCUCUCUACCGCAGAACCAGCUCCAGCUAGUGUGCGGGAACAGUGUGACCUAAACAAGAACAUAGUGUCACUAUAGGAUGAGUGACACUUGAAAGCAGAAGCAGAGUGCUACAUGGACACCUGACUGUACCAAAUGGUUAUUGUGGUUUCCCAAUCAGAUGCCAAUUGUGGAAUACCAGCUAAUAUUCUACCCUCAAUUGAUGCUAAAAGCUUUCCAGUCUUUCUCAAGGAAACCUGGCCAAAGGGAUAUGUGAUCCAAGGAAUUGUUACUGUAUAAGUAAAACUUGGAUGUUUUUACUAAUAGUCCACAUAUUUCACAGCCCUUUGGUGGAGAGCCUUUUUCAUUAAUGUUCUGUUCAAGAAUAAUUGCAUAGUAUUUAUAAUCCUCUCAGGGAUUAAGUAUAGAUGUAACAUACAACUCAAAAAUGCUUGUUGAUGUUCACUUUGUAAAAAUUCAUCAAGUUGUUUACUUGAUAUUCAUGCACUUUCUUUUUGUGUUAUAUAUUUUUUAAUUAAAUGCUUAU